UGCAUGCGGUAUAAUUUCAUCAAGGUCAGAUCUGAUAGUAGCGGCUAACGCUGCUCAAUUUGGAACCGUUAUUUGUCGAGUUGUAGAUAGUUGUCCUGGAUGUUCUUUUGGUGAUUUGGACUUAUCUCCUGCCGCUUUCGAAAGAAUUGCCAACCUAGAACUUGGUAGAGCGAUUAAUUGGGAUUUUAUUAAUUGA
Funneliformis mosseae is the source of this 196-nucleotide messenger RNA. NCBI's taxonomy places the organism in Eukaryota, Fungi, Glomeromycota, Glomeromycetes, Glomerales, Glomeraceae. The record is from the annotation of a GenBank genome assembly.